AUGAAUCAAAAAUUAUUUAUCUUGUUACUUGCUGUUAUGUUUUUCAGUGGUUUGGUGCCAUUUAUAAGUGCACUUCCUUCUCCUCGUCGCGACUGUCCUGAUCCAGCAGAAACACCAUUUUGCGAUG
This is a messenger RNA of Dentiscutata heterogama, 127 nucleotides long. The record is from the annotation of a GenBank genome assembly. Lineage: Eukaryota; Fungi; Glomeromycota; Glomeromycetes; Diversisporales; Gigasporaceae.